AUGUAUACGAAAGCAUUCCUAGCGCUUAUCGCAACGGCUUCAGCAGUGCCGUCACCCAGACAAACUACCUCGCAAUCUCUCAACGUCACAGAGUCGACUUGGGACGGCGAGUGCUUCUACCCAAAGCCCGUCGAUGAUUUCUCACUGGAUUUUUACCUCGGUCGAUGGUACCAAGUCGCCGGUUCGUCAUUUGGCGAGACUGCUGGCUGCACAUGCAUCUACGCAGAGUACAGUCUCAACGAGAACGGCACGGUCAAUGUGUUGAACGGAUGUCAGGCUGGGGAGCAGGAUGUCACGAUUCGAGCAUCGCCAGUGCAGCAGAUUCAGCCUAUGGAGAAGCCGGCGUGUUCAGAGUCCAAUUCCCUCCUGCGCCUCCACCAACCGAAUAAUCUACCUGCAUUCGAAGACGCAACUGCUGAUGCCGAGGUCGACGUCAUUGUCAUCUCGAGUAUUCCAGAGACCCACUUUGCCUUCGCCAAAGCAGCUCUGGAAGCCGGCAAGCACGUGAUCGUUGAGAAGCCAUUCGUCCCGACCUCCGCCGAAGCUUCGCAGCUGGUGGAGGUCGUGAAGCGGACAGGAAAGCAAUUGAGUGUCUUCCAGAACCGGCGAUGGGAUUCGGAUUAUUGCACGGUCGCGAAAGUGAUGAAGGAGGGCCUGCUAGGCGAUAUAGCCGAGUUUGAGACGCACUUCGACCGCCAUCGACCCGAUCCUCCGGCAGAUUCGUGGAAGCUUGAGGACAAGCCAGGUAACGGUGCGCUGUAUGAUUUGGGAAGUCACCUGAUCGAUCAGAUCUACCACUCCUUCGGGCUGCCGGAGAAAGUCACUGGAUUUGUGGGCAACCAGAGGAGAGGGGUGAAGGGUGGUGCACCGGAUUCAUGUACGGUGCUGUUGCACUAUCCUGGCAUGCUGGCUACUGCGAAAGCAGGUGUGGUAAGCUGCGAGACGAAGCAGCUGAGGUUUUGGGUGAAGGGAACGAAAGGGAGCUUCAAGAAGUUCCAUCUCGACGUACAAGAAGGUCAACUACGGGACGGGAUGAGACCUGCGGACAAGGGCUAUGGGCUGGACCCGGAGGAACACUAUGGCACAUUGACGACGCUUAUCGAUGGCAAGCCCCAGCGCGAAGUCUAUCCUACAGUCGAAGCUCCUACAUACGUGGCCUACUAUCGGCAAUUCGCAGAGGCUCUAGCCGGGAAAGCGCCUGUCCCGGUCAGUGCGGAAGAAGCGCGAGAUGUGCUGCGGAUCAUCGAGGCGGCGAUCCAGAGCUCGCACGAAGAGCGAAGUGUGCGGAUCUGA
Messenger RNA from Cyphellophora attinorum, 1293 nucleotides. Its product is annotated as putative oxido. Lineage: Eukaryota; Fungi; Ascomycota; Eurotiomycetes; Chaetothyriales; Cyphellophoraceae. The record is from RefSeq and is a predicted model, not a curated record. The coding region runs from base 1 to 1293 and encodes 430 amino acids. The transcript has 3 exons. Gene Ontology annotation, molecular function: nucleotide binding.